AGUGAAAGCUCUAGUCGGGCAAACCUUCACAGCUGGAGAGGUUGAAAAAUUUCUAUCAAGUAAAAUAUAUAAAAAAUUUAACAAUGACAGAUUCCUAUUCAGAACAUCAGUUAUAAAACUUAAAAAAACUAAUAGACAGACAAAAAACAGACCUGGAAAUCCGAACGGAUUCGGUGAGAAAAACGACUGAAAUUCUGGAUACGACGAAGUUGGAAGGAAGGAGAUGAUAGGUUCGUGGAACUGCUGAAACGAUGAUACGAGGUGCUUUCCAGAUUCUGGAGAGGACUUUCGACUCCGGUCGCAGCCCCCUGCCCAACACCUUCCACUGGUUGCAGCAAUCAGCACCCAAGUUUUCCAUCAACGGCGAUCAGGUGUCAGUACUACAUCAGCCUGAAGAUUUCUACAGAACGAUUCUCAAAGAGUGUAAAAAUGCCAAAGAGAGAAUUAUGCUCGCUUCACUUUACGUUGGUACCGGCGCUCUUGAAAAAAAACUUGUUGAAACGAUUGGAACCAGGCUGAAAGAAGAGAUCGGAUUGAAAGUCAACAUUUUGAUCGAUGCGAAUCGGGGCUCGAGGGGAAAAGUCAAUUCCAGGCAGAUGCUUAUUCCACUUCUGAAAAAAUCCGAUAGGCAAUGCCAAGUGUCUUUAUUCCACACACCAUUGCUCCGCGGGCCUCUUAAAUACAUUCUACCACAACGGUACAACGAGCUCGUCGGACUUCAGCACAUGAAACUGUACCUAUUUGACAAUUCAGUGCUCAUAACCGGAGCCAACCUUAGUGAAGAUUAUUUUACAAAUCGCCAGGACAGGUAUAUCAUGAUCAAAGACUGUAAACCGCUCGCUGAUUUUUACUGGGGGCUUGUCAAAAGGAUAUCCUCGGUUUCUUUUGCCCUGGAUAAAUUCGACACUAUAACCCCAAGGUCAUUUCAUCCUUACAAAUCAGACCAACAAAUGUAUAUCAGAGAGGCAAGAGAAAAAAUCUGGAGCUAUUACAAAUCGUCUGUACAGCAUACUGAAACCGAUCCAAAUCAUGACACAUGGAUAUACCCGCUUCUCGAGCUGCCCCCUCUGGGCGUUCAUCAGGAUUCGAACAUGACAAAAAAACUGUUGGAAUCAGCUGAAGAAGGCAGCGUACUUACUUUAUCCACCGGUUAUUUCAACCUCACAGAGCAAUAUUCGGACACGAUAGUGAACAAAUCCAAGGGCAAUUUCCUUAUCAUUAUGGCCCACCCUACAGCUAAUGGGUUUUUAAAAGCAAGUGGUCUGGCGAGUGGUAUCCCAGGGGCGUAUACAGGCCUUGCACUUAGGUUCCUCAAUAUUGUAUCCAAUAACGACCAGAACCACCGCAUAUCAAUGUGUGAGUAUCGAAGGCCCGAUUGGACCUAUCAUGCCAAAGGCCUUUGGUACACGUUGCGUGAUGAACACUUGCCCUCUCUCACUUUAAUCGGAUCUUCAAACUUUGGAUCUCGUUCGGUAAGGAGAGACAUCGAAAACCAAAUAGCCAUCGUCACAGAGAAUCAAGGUCUGAAAGCUCGUCUGAAAGAGGAAGAGGAAUCUCUAAAGUCAUUCACCACUCCUUUUACGAUAGAAGUCGGACUCGAGCCGAACCGUAAACCGGCACUCUGGGUUUUAACAACCAUGAUAUUAUUUAAAGAUUUCUUCUAAAAGAAAAAAGAAUUUAGACAGAUUAGAAACACAUAAUUGCCUCAUUAUUUUGUUUUGUAAAUAAAGACAGUUAAUUUACA
Molecule: messenger RNA, 1744 nt
Organism: Cimex lectularius (bed bug)
Lineage: Eukaryota; Metazoa; Arthropoda; Insecta; Hemiptera; Cimicidae
Gene: PGS1
Product: CDP-diacylglycerol--glycerol-3-phosphate 3-phosphatidyltransferase, mitochondrial
Exons: 9
Coding region: 252-1664 (470 amino acids)
Biological process (GO): cardiolipin biosynthetic process
Cellular component (GO): mitochondrion
Molecular function (GO): CDP-diacylglycerol-glycerol-3-phosphate 3-phosphatidyltransferase activity
Source: RefSeq, a predicted model, not a curated record